UAACAUUUUAUAAAACUAAUUUCAGUGCUUGGGAAUGGACAGCAAAAUGAUGACUCGCUCAGCCGUGGCCCGCCGUACUGAGGAGCAACUUCGUGUGGCCCUCGCAGAACUAAAACAAUAUAAGGACCAGUGCCAAAUGCUGUUAAGGGAGAGAGAUGAUAAUGAAAAAGAAAUGCUAUCUGUAUUACAAAAGAAUAAAGAGUUAAAAUUAGAACUUAACAAGUUAAGCUUGGACUUUGAUGACAUUCAGAAACAAAACAUGGAACUACAGAGCAUCGUCGACGGCUUCGACCAAUGCAGGGAGGAGUAUGAAAACACUCUCAAGAACUCGGCUAACUUAAAAAUCAAACUGAAUAAUGCUGAGGACUAUAUUCUAAAGCUUGAAGAACAAAUCCAUGUUCAAAGUGCCACCCAAACACAAACUUUAUUUGAUGAACUCAUUUGUAACAAAAGUAAGUUUGAUUCUAACAGAAAAUCAUGUAACGUUGACAUUUCUACUAUUGAUUUGACGGGUGACGAUACAUUACCACUGUGUAAAAUGAAUAGUAAGAAAAAAUUAAAGAAAUACAUUAAAAUCAGAAAGUGCAUCAAACAAUACUGUAAACUGUCACUGAAAAAUAAAAAAUGUAUAAAUAACUUAUCAAAACUUGCUAAAGAAAACCAAAAAUUGAAUAAUAAUUUGCUAAAUUGUAAAAUUGACUUAGAGCAAAUUAAAUGUAGCUAUGAGGCCGAUGUAUGCAACCUUCAGGCCGAAAUUUCAAUACUCCUCGACUCCUUGGAUAAUUUGAAAAAGAAAUAUGAAUUGUCACAGCAAGAAAUGCAGGGGCAUAUAUCAGCUAUGAAUGAUCUGCUGGAAGUGACUCAUUACAAUGAGGAGCGGGUUUACUCUCUAUUGAGGGUCAACGGCUUCUCAAAUAAAACAGAUCGCUCUGUCUUAAAUAAAGUAGCAGAUAUAUGUUCCAGUCAGAAGGUGCAUACUGAAUGCCCAACACACAUUACUUUGUUCAGUGACGAGUUAGGUAAAGAUUUGGGUGUAUAUUUGAAUAGAAUGUGUAUCGGACAAUCUAUCUCUAAUUUUUGUAUGCCCGGAGCUACAUACAGUGAAAUUUUAAAAAGGGCCUUAACUAUGAAUUAUUGUCCGAAUACUACAUUAAUAAUUUUAGUUGGGAGGAAAGGAAAGGUAAAUAGGAAACAGAUGACUGAAUUUUUGGACCAGUUAUUUAGUAUUGAAAAUCUUAAAAAAGUUAUCUUGUUUACUUUUCCUUAUAUACGAAUGUUGCCAAAGAGUGAUAAUAAAGAAAAUUUUGCUAGAUAUCAGCUGAACAGCCUUAUGUAUACUGCUGUAAAUAAUAAUUGUAUAAUUUUGAAUGACUCACAUAAGGAAUGUCAGGUUAUAGAUAUCAAUAAUUUAGAUUUUAAGGUAUCCACAAUGAAAAGAGAUAAGUUCUUCUUAUCUAAUUUUUAUAAACGACGUAUAGCCAAGUUGCUAUUUAACUUUUUAUAUAUAAACCCAGCCAAGUUUUUGGCUUCCCCGACUACUGCUUUUAUUGAGCAGAAUAUUAGUCAUAGUGUUAACGAUUUGGAAUAUGUUCCAAAUAUUUAUUUAAAUUAGAUAAUAAGACAAUGGAGGACAUCUCUUGCACAAAUGAAUUAAGUUCAAGUCUAAAUGUUGAAAAUCCUACCAAUAACUUGAUAGACUCAAUUAAACUGAGGAAAAAUAAAUGUAAUUUGAUUAAUCUGGUGCAUCAGAAUUUACAAGG
This is a messenger RNA of Aricia agestis (brown argus), 1760 nucleotides long. RefSeq lists its product as uncharacterized. The coding region runs from base 35 to 1612 and encodes 525 amino acids. The record is from RefSeq and is a predicted model, not a curated record. NCBI's taxonomy places the organism in Eukaryota, Metazoa, Arthropoda, Insecta, Lepidoptera, Lycaenidae. The transcript is spliced from 3 exons.